AUUUAGGAGAUCGGUUGUGGAGUAGAAGUGGGAUUCACCGACAUUGGGCUAAGAGAUUGGGUAAUUGUUUGGGCAAACCUCAGCCCAACUCACAUGGUCUAUCGACAGAAUCCACUGCGCUACGAGCCUACGAUGAUAGACUAAUAAUAAUGGAUUUGAUUGCUACGGAAUGAUUUUCUGCAAAUUCCUUCUGGUUUCUGGAGUUUUCCUGUGUUUUGGAAGAUGGGACUAGUUAAGUUCUACGAUGGUAUUCUUGGAGUUGCACCACUCAGGAUCAUGAUGACAAAUCAUUGCAUAAAGCUCAGCCGUGGCUCCAAUUGACAACAGUAAGUCUUAUAAGUAUUUUAUCAGGUUUACAGUAAUCAACUUAAAAUGUCAAAGAUGUUCCACUUUUAUGUACCAAAUAUGAAUGUGGAUAUCUCAUUUUCUUCUAGUUACUGGACAGUGGCAAACUCAUAUUUUUGAAGCAUCUCUACACACCUAGGUGUCCUCAUUGUGGAUCUGAGUAAACAAUUAUUGAUUAACUCAGCUGUGCAGUUUAACAAAAAUUAUUUUGGAAUAGAGAUUAGGCAACUUCCAUGAUGGUAAAUCCAUCUUAUGUUAACUAGUGUUUGUAUCUACAUGUAAAUUUGAAUUCUUUACUUUCUGUUCUCAUUGCUGUCAACUGUCAACAUGGUAAUGUCAACUUCCACCAAAGAAUAGUACCAUUUUUACUUCCAAAGCUUAUGCAAGCUGUUUGGAGGAAGCCCAUUUUGCACAGCUUCUCUUGGUUCAAAGGAACCUUAGUUUUGUCCCCAUUAAUGUCUUCCAUUGUUACAUUGUUUAUACUACUGAGGGAAAUUUAUUUUGAUCUAUUGGCCUACUGCACAGCUCUAGUUGCCUUGAACUUAUUAUACUGUUAAGUUCAUAAAAUUAUCCAUGUUGCAUCAAUUUUCCAAAAAAGGAAUGACCUUGUUUCAGCAACAAAACAAAAACCUUCCGCAUAUAUAUCUUCAGGCAGUGUCAUGGUCUGAAGUUGCAACAGCACAAUAUGGGAAUCCCAAUAUUUCCAAGUCAAUAUAAUUGCUAAAAGCAUACUAGGGCCAUUUUAAUUAUUUUUACUUGUCAUGAGUAGAUGAUUUAUGCCUUAAAAGUACCGGAAAAAGGCCCCUGCCUGGUUGUGCCGGCUCUAAGGGGUGCUGUGGUGAGUCUGGUGACCAUAACUUAUUAGUCAGUUGUUAAGAAAUUUCUUCAGAUUGAAUUUAUUUAUUUAGUUCUUUAUUCAUCUAUUUAUUUGAAAACAGGUUUUAAAGUACUGAAACUAUCCUAUAUAUAUAAACACAAAUUAUGGGUUGUGUUCACUUUUCUCACAGGAUUGAUGUCUCUUCUGGCAGGAUACUAAUAGGUCUCAGAAGUUGAAUGUACUUAAGCUUAUUUUGUGAGAAUUAAUCUCUCUUGUAGCAGGUAACCUGUAGUUCACUUUUGAUCCCUGCGCAUCAUGCUGUUUCUGGUAAGCAGUUUAGUUUAUAGAAUACUCAUAAGAACAUCAUUCAUGAUCACUGUUGGUUUAUGUAUUCUCUCAAAAAUAAGUACAUAGAAUCAGUCCACUGAAAGAUUCAAAAGUAUUCUUGAUGGCCUUUCCACUUGUGCAUUUCCUUGUGGCAAUUGUUGUGCCUAGGUAAACAUGCCAAGCUGUUCAGGAACAGCUCGGACUCAGCUUGAUUAAAGCUCGUCUCGAGCUCGAUUUUUAAGCUUGUUUGAUAAAUGAGCUGUGCCCAAAUAAUCCAUUGCUCAGCUCGUGAACAUGUUCAUGAACAAGCUCGAUGAAAGGCUCAUAUGAAGGAUUGCUUGGAGUUAUUGCUAUUUUUUCUCCUUAAGAAUCUUGAUAUCAAACUUGAGUUUUAAGCUCGAGCUCGAGAUUAGGGAUCAAAAUUAAUUAAAUUCGCCGAGCUCGAGCUCGAGCCCAACGAGUGAUCUUUCGAGUUGCUGAAAGCUUGGGUUGGCUUGGCUCAUUUGCAGGCUUAAUUUUUUCCUACAAAAGUCUUCUGAUGAUUGUCUUUUGUAGCAUGAUGGAAUAAAAAAAAGUAUUUUUGUGUACAUUUUGUUAUCAAACUAUUUAGAUUCUUUCCCUAAACUCUUCUAUAGAAUUUCCAGAAGGCUUCAGAAAAUGGGUAGAAAAUAACAACUUGUUAGUUCAUAUUAUUUUAACAAAGUAUUAGAAUAUUGAUAAAAUUGCAACUUGACAGUAUAUUGUUAGUGAUCUGACAGAACUGGAGAAUUGGGAAGCCCUGCAAUUGCCGUCACUUGAAGUUCACACGACUUAAGAUUGUUGAAUUAAUAAGUGUGAAUUGUUGUUUUGGGCAUGGUCAUGUUACAGAUGGCAUAACCUUAAGGCAGUACACGAGUGCACAGUUGAAUGGUGUUUGUCGAUUUGGACUCUUGUUAGUUCUUGGUACGUCAAGGUGGGAUGAUAUUUAUUUUCUGAUGAUGUUACCAGUUUAUAACAAAGUUACAUAAAACGCUGCUAUAUUCAGUGUACAUGGAACAAAAUACAAAAAACCUCUCUACUUCAGCUACUGAGAUUUAUUAUCCGUUAAGAGUGUGUCAAAACUUGGUUCAUGUUAAAUAAUAUCCCAAGAGCUACAUAUUGGAGCUUUCUUAAUCAUUGUCAUGCUGGAUGAUAGUGCCCUUAUUCUUAUCAAAAUAAUAAUCAUGAGGAGUUGAUUUCUAUUUAGGUUAUGAAAUUGGGGUGGUUGUGGUCUUGCCAUGAAUGACUUAAGUGAAUACCAAUCACAAAUUGAAACUGAUCUUUCCCUAUCAUUACUUUUUUAAAGGUUUGGCAAUUAGUUUUGCUUUGCCAUUUGAGGAUUUCAGAAGCAAUGACUUGUAGAGAUGAACUUUGAAUGCCUUUCUUUUUCAAGUUUUUAUACGGCUUUUGUUUUUUUCGUAAGUAUUGUAUGACUGCAUACUAAAAGUUUUUGACCAAUAAAAUGUGCUUGAGCUAUAAUGUUUGCUUAUAGGUAAUGAUUAUUAGUUCUGUAAUUUAGUAGGCCAGAGCCAGGUUUCAAUUUCUUUUGUUCAUACUAAUUCUAAUUAAACUAUCAGAAAAACUGACGUGUGUAUUUGAAUUUUGUUUAUAAAGGGCAUACCAAGGACUGCAACUUAGCAUUACUUCGCCUUUUAAAGUAAAAAAUCAAGGGAUUAAGUACUCAUUCGGCUAAGUGGUUAUGUGAGUAUCGGGUGCAAUUUUUUUCUGGUCAAAUGACAGCAUUGUUUGGACAAUUUUUCAGGUAUAAUGAAGUAUUGAUGAUGUGGAAAUGGAGUGAUGACUUGUUCAAAUUGCACAUCAAUUUUGGAUUGGAACACUACAUCCGUGGAUGAGAGGGAAUGGUAUUUCUACAGCCGGCGUGACCGGAAAUACGCCACCGGACUACGAACAAAUAGGGCCACAGUGUCUGGUUACUGGAAAGCCACAGGGAAGGACAAGACAGUCACUCGUAGGGGUACCCUUGUUGGGAUGAGGAAGACCUUGGUAUUCUACCGAGGUAGGGCACCCAGAGGAAGAAAAACUGACUGGGUCAUGCAUGAAUUUCGACUUGAAGGACCUCUUGGCCCUCCUAAUCUUUCUUCAACAAAGGAAGAUUGGGUUUUAUGCAGAGUGUUCUGUAAAAGUGGAGAAGUUAAAGCGAAACAAGGCAUGGGAAUGAGCUAUGGUGACACAAGCUGUUCAACUCUUCCAGCACUAAUGGAUUCAUACAUCACUUAUGACCAAACUCAAACCAUAAAUGAAUAUGAGCGAGUGCCCUGCUUCUCCAAUUUCACUCCAAACCAAAUUCUGAACCCAACUUUCUCAGACAUCAUCCCAACAAACAUAUCACCCAAACAUGACACUACCUUUGGACUUUUGCCAAAUUUUGGUACAUGUUUGGACAACCCUUUCUCUUGUGACAAAAAUGUAAUUGAAGCUGUUUUAAGUCAUUUCAACAAGAUGGACACCAUUAAUCCUCCUCCCAACAUCACAGGUUCACCAAGGUUUGGGGAGGGAAGUUCCGAGAGCUUCUUAUCUGAUGCGGGUUUGCCCAUCAUGUGGAACCUUUAUUGAUUUCGAGGCCCUAAAAUCGCGUAAUCAGAACGAAGAUUUUGAACUAAAUGGGGGAGUCGAAGACAUUUUUAUUAUCACAUCAGUUAAGUGUAUUUAAAGGAGAGCUUUGGACUCUCUGUUUCGUUCAUACUCUUCAGCCUUAAAGUUGAGCUAGCAACCUAUCAGAAUGUUUUCCGGAUAUAGACUGAUAUAUAAUAUAUAUAUAUAUAUAUAGUAUUUCUAUAUUUAACAAUGUACAUAAAGCUUAUUAGAUGGAAAAUGCAAAAUUUGACUUUGAUUGUA
Molecule: messenger RNA, 4363 nt
Organism: Cornus florida
Lineage: Eukaryota; Viridiplantae; Streptophyta; Magnoliopsida; Cornales; Cornaceae
Product: NAC domain-containing protein 21/22-like
Exons: 5
Coding region: 3305-4081 (258 amino acids)
Biological process (GO): regulation of DNA-templated transcription
Molecular function (GO): DNA binding
Source: RefSeq, a predicted model, not a curated record